AAAAUUAUCUCAUUUCUCACUAAAAUUCCAAGCCUAAAUCCUCUCUGAUUUCGCAAUCUCACAAUCAAAAUCAAACAAUUCUCAGAACCCAAUUCAAAUUCCUCUUGAAUUCCAUGAAUUGUCACUCCUUAAUUUACAAAACCCAGACACCAAUACAAUGACAAAGCCCGAAACGACGGCAACAAACUCUCUAGUAUCGCCAACAUCGUCCCGAUCGUUAACCGAAACGGUGAAUGGAUCCCACAAGUUCGUGAUCCAAGGAUACUCAUUGGCAAAAGGAAUGGGUGUGGGUAAACAUAUUGCUAGCGAUAAUUUUACGGUGGGCGGGUAUCAGUGGGCCAUCUAUUUUUACCCCGACGGUAAAAAUCCAGAGGAUAAUUCAGCUUAUGUUUCGGUUUUUAUCGCGCUCGCUAGUGAAGGUACUGAUGUAAGGGCCUUGUUUGAGCUCACGCUUGUUGACCAGAGUGGGAAUGGAAAACAUAAGGUUCAUAGCCAUUUUGAUCGCGCUCUUGAGAGUGGUCCCUACACACUUAAAUAUCGCGGUAGCAUGUGGGGAUACAAGCGAUUUUUUAGGCGAGCUUUGCUUGAGACAUCUGACUUCCUGAAGGAUGAUUGCUUGAAAAUCAAUUGUACUGUUGGGGUAGUGGUGUCAGCAAUAGAUUGUCCACGAUUACAUUCAAUUCAGGUGCCAGAAUCUGAUAUAGGAGCACAUUUUGGCAUGCUGCUUGAAAAUUUGGAAGGUUCAGAUGUUACUUUUAAUGUGGCAGGGGAAAAGUUUCAUGCUCACAAGUUGGUUUUGGCAGCCCGCUCCCCCCUUUUUCGAUCUAAAUUUUUUGACAUUGAAGAAGAAGAAAAUCAAGAGGUUCUUAUUACUGAUCUAGAACCUAAAGUUUUCAAGGCCAUGUUGCAUUUCAUGUAUCGAGAUACCCUCACUGAAGAUGUAGACACAGAGACAUCUAGCUCAUCUUGCUUCUCUGCAGUAUCGGAAACAUUAACAGCGAAGCUGUUAGCAGCAGCAGACAAGUAUGGUCUGGACAGACUCAGAUUGAUGUGUGAGUCUCAUCUCUGCAAGGAUAUUUCUGUGGACUCUGUUGCCAGCAUUUUGGCUUUGGCGGACUGCAAUCAUGCAACUGAACUAAAAGCUGUUUGCCUAAGAUUUGCUGCUGAAAACCUUGCAGCUGUAAUGCGGUCAGACGGCUUUGAGUACCUGAAGGAGAAUUGCCCAUUACUGCAAUCAGAGCUACUGAAGACAGUGGCAGGUUGCGAGGAGGAAUGCAGCAGUGGAGGGGGAAAAUCUCGUAGCGUAUGGGCCCAACUCUCAGAUGGUGGCGACACGAAUGGUAGGAGGGUAAGACAGAGAACCUAAUAUCCGAAGAUUAGUCUUUGUAAAUGCAGAUGAUGAUGAAAAAAGAAAAAAGAAAGAAAAAAAGAUUAGGAAACAUGGACAUUUUGUAAUGUGGCAGGAGUUGCUAAUGUAAUUAGAUUUUGGAGGUCUGUUGUAAGCUGUGAUGGUUGAUAACUGUGGUUUGUAUACUUGGUUCCACGUAGGUAUUCGACAUACUCAACUCAACUAAGCCUCAAGUCUCAAGCUUAGUUUGGGUUUGGACAAGUCUAGGACAUGGCUCUGUAUUUCUUUUUCUUUUUGUUCCCCUGUAGUGUUGCUAACACAUUCUAAUCUUUCAAGUGCAGAGAAUUGACUUUUACCUUA
This is a messenger RNA of Ricinus communis (castor bean), 1708 nucleotides long. RefSeq names its product BTB/POZ and MATH domain-containing protein 4. The record is from RefSeq and is a predicted model, not a curated record. Gene Ontology annotation, molecular function: protein binding. The transcript has 4 exons. Gene Ontology annotation, biological process: protein ubiquitination. NCBI's taxonomy places the organism in Eukaryota, Viridiplantae, Streptophyta, Magnoliopsida, Malpighiales, Euphorbiaceae. Bases 158 to 1366 code for a protein of 402 amino acids.